Molecule: messenger RNA, 3697 nt
Organism: Scomber japonicus (chub mackerel)
Lineage: Eukaryota; Metazoa; Chordata; Actinopteri; Scombriformes; Scombridae
Exons: 7
Coding region: 34-3507 (1157 amino acids)
Biological process (GO): regulation of transcription by RNA polymerase II
Cellular component (GO): nucleus
Molecular function (GO): protein dimerization activity; DNA binding
Source: RefSeq, a predicted model, not a curated record
CCUGCAGAAAAGCAGAAACAGGGCCACACAAACAUGGAUCUCAUCAGCAAACCAAGAAGCAAGUCUAUCGUGUGGAUGUAUUUCGGCCUGAAAGCGGAUGAGAAGGGACAGCCACUGAACUCCGGCGAGGCAAUUUGUCGAUUGUGCCGAAAAAUUGUGCUCGCCAAAGGUGGAAACACUACGAAUUUAAGAAGUCACCUGAGACGUCGACACCGUGCUGAUUUUUUCGAGACUGCUUCCUCCACGACCUCCGGAGCUUUGUUUGAGACUCAAGGUUUGGAUUUAAACCAUGAGGAAUUUUUUGAGGAUGUUCCGUUUCUUCAGACUGCUGCAAACCAGAACUAUGUCCCAGAUGCUGUGCUGCCGCCUGGAGAGCCGUGGCUCCAUGGCAGCCCCACCCGAGCGGUGCUUUCUCUGCCUUCCUGUCUGUGCCUGUGUGGGGUUGCUGGGUCUGAACUAUCUUGUCCUGGAUCCUCUGGCGAGGACCAGAUGGGAGAGAUGAAGGUGUACGCCAAGUGUCACCUUCAGCAGGGCGUAAUGUUUGGACCCUAUGUAGGAGAAGUGUGCAGGGCACAAAUGCCUACCAACCUCAAAUAUGCCUGGGCUAUCAGGGAUGAUGCUGCUUUUGUGUAUGUCGAUGCUUCUGAUGAAAACAGAUCUAACUGGAUGAGAUAUGUAACAUACACCAGCAGGGAGGAGGAACACAACCUGGUCGUUUUCCAGUUUUACCGUCACAUCUACUACAGGGUCACCCAGCCCAUCACAGAGGGAGCGGAGCUCAGGGUCUGGAUCGGCAAGGACUAUGCCACCCUGCUGGGCCUUGGGAUGGGUGAGAAUGUGAAGUGUGAAGUUGGAGACAAGGAGACGGUUCUGAGGCUCCUGCAGGACAUCCAGUUGGUCACCCUCCCAGAACCCAGCAGCUCCUCCCUUUGGUCAGACCACAGCCAGUCACAGAGCCCCAUGCCUAUUAUCAACGACGUAACCACCAUGUCACACCCCGACGCCGUUAAUGAUUUGGGAGCCAUUUCUGCCUCUGCCCUUACCUCCUCCCCACUCAUCUCCUUCCCAUCACCUGGCUUGCAUCAGUUGGAAAAGUACGAUUUUAUGCCUGGAACUGAGAAACUGCUCAGUAACCCGAACGCCACGCACAAUAGCCCCUGGUACUUCUUUGGGUUCGAGCCGGACCCCACUGGGCGACCGCUGGACCGAAGCACAGCGGUUUGUAAGCUGUGUGGGGAGCGAGUGGGCUGCGGGGGAGGAGCUGCAGAUAUCCAAAACCAUCUGACCAGCAAGCACCACAUCAGACCACGUGACAUCAACAAGGAACGCAGUCUUCUGACCAUAGGUCAACAACGCUCACAGACAAUGAUGGUUAACAGCGGUCUGAUCAGUACGUUCCCACUGGUACUUUCUACUCAAGUGACAGAUGCCAUCACCAACUUUCUCAUCAUGGAUCUCCAGCCGCCAGCUCUGGUAGAAGGAGAGGGCUUUAAACAACUGAUCCACACCUUGCUACCCUCCUACAAGGAGCUGCCAUCACCUUGCCAACUGGAGAACCUCCUAAAAGAACAGCACACUAAAGGCAAGACUAGCCUGGCUCAGCUCCUGAGGAGGAAAACUGGGAGUUUAGAGAAUGAGGAGAUACCUGACUACACUGUUCCCAUCGAGUAUGAGCCCAGGAGACGUGGGAGACCUCCCAGUCAUCGGAGAGAGGUUCCUUACUUUGUCACUUUAAGUGUGGAUAUUUGGUUUCACAACUGGCAGGGCAAUACUGACAUGUACCUCACCCUCUGGGCACACUACAUAGACUCUAACUUUAGUUUUCAGAACCUUGCCCUGACAACACAAAGACCGACAGAGAGUGGAGUGAAAGAUUACAGCCUUCGAGCAGUGGAGACCCAAGUGAAAGUUAUGGCACAGGAGUGGGGUAUCGCCCAGCCCAAUCUGGUCUUGCUGGGAGGGGAGGGAAGGAACAAGAUGAGACUGGGACCAAUAAAAAGCGAGAAAGGCGGAGAAGCUUCAGGAAGCAUCCCUCACCCGAACUCAACAACCUUUCUUGAGAGGGAUGACUUGGUGUCACCUGAGGAACCACAUGGAUUAGAACAGAGCCAUUCAAGUGAAGGUUUACCAUCUGUCCCAUGCUUCUUCAGCGCUGUGCAAGGUUGCAUUGAGGAAGUGAUGUCACACCCUGUCAUCUCCAAGACCCUUACCCAAUUCCAGGGUGUUCUUUCAACACUCUUUCUGCCACCUGCGCUGAACAAAGGAUUAUAUGAGUAUCACAUCCAGAGCCUGUUGCAAGGCAUGACGAAACAGGAGUAUGCAGAGCUGAAGUCAUGGGCUCACAGUCGGCCCACCUGGAAUAAGCUGUAUCCCCUGCUGAGCAUGCUCAUCAAACAUAAAAGCCUUUUCUGUGAUAUGGUAAAAGAGGUAAAAGGUGAGGGCUUGUCCAAAGAAGACAGUGCUUCAGAGUCCAGUUCAUCUGGCAGCUGCCACGCCAACUCCACCUCCAACACAUUUUCUUCAAGCUUUGUGCCUUUGCGUUCUGAAUGGAAGAUUAUGGAGGAGCUGUGUUUGGUCCUCAAACCUCUGGAUGUGGCGUGUCGAACCCUCGCCAAGGAGGCCUUCCCCCGUCUGUCCCUUAUCAAACCCAUUCUCACCGGCCUGCUUUCCCGCCACCUUGUAUCCCGGCCAGGAGACACGUCAUCCACCUUGAAAGAGGUGAAGAGGACGAUGAGGAGGAGCUUGGCGAGCUGUUAUGACAACCCUGUUGUCAACAGGGCUUUGUGUGUGGCGUGUUCCCUCGAUCCCCAGUUCCACGGGCUGGGAUUCAUGGAGGAGAAGGAGCAGACAGCGACUUUUGAUUGGCUGAAGAAAGAGGCUGUCAGGAUAGUGAAGGAGGAUAGGAGGAGAGGUCAAUGUAAGAGCAAGAGGAGCCCCUCCCCUGGGUCACCAGAGUCAGAGAGUGACUUCUUGAGGAGAAGCAAACGGCUCAAAGAAUCCCGCCCGAUCAACUUCAGAGAGAUCGAAGAUGAAGAAUAUGAGAGCGACACAGGGGAGGCAGACGAGAGCGAGUCUGCAGACCCAGGCUCACAGGGCGGACUCUCUGGUAUGGAGUUCCUGCUUGGAGAUCUGUUUUGCUCCACCCCUCGUAGCAGGCAGAGCUCCGUGGAAGAGUCUGUGGAAAUGGAGAUGUCUGUCUUUAGAGCAGACAAGGGGGCUUCACUGGGAGUGGAACCCCUGCAGUGGUGGAGGACAAAGGCAGUGCAGUUCCCUUUGCUGUCCACUGUGGCACGAGCCUACCUGGCUGCCCCGGCCGUGGCAGGGAACUCUGCACAGGACUUUGUGCAGGAAGGUGCGGGAGCGACGUACAGAAAGAGAGCCAACAUUCCACCAGAAAGUUUAGACGCAAUCCUGUUUCUGCACCACAACCACAUGCCCACCAGUGAGGGUGGGCAAACAACUCUUAGGAAUGAAGACAAGAGCAGUGUGUUGGAGAAAGUCUCUUAAACUGACACAUAGCAUUCAUUCAUUAUUUGACAAACUCAAAAUGUAACCUUUUUAACUGCAUGCUGACCAUUUGCCUCAUUCAAAUUUAACCCUGAUUCAUACCUUAAUCAAAACUAACCCACUGAAAGCAUGAAGAAUGUUCCUACUUUGAACAUAUGAGGAUGUUCAUAUACAUACACACACACACACA